Molecule: messenger RNA, 771 nt
Organism: Leishmania mexicana MHOM/GT/2001/U1103
Lineage: Eukaryota; Euglenozoa; Kinetoplastea; Trypanosomatida; Trypanosomatidae
Exons: 1
Coding region: 1-771 (256 amino acids)
Source: RefSeq, a predicted model, not a curated record
AUGUCGGGCAUGGAUGACCGCGCGAAGCAGUUCAAGGCGGCGGCUGAGGCUCAACUCACUGGGCCCGCGUUGAAGAAGGAGAUCAACACACUGCGCCGCUUUCUCUUUCGCAACCAGGGGUAUCGCUUUACCAAGGCGGCCCAGCAGGCGCUCUACAUGGCAGUUGUUGCACACUACUGCAACUCAGCUGCUCAUCACGCUUCGGGCUACGCAGCCACCUGCGACACGCCGGCGAAAACGGUGUCCCCUGCAGGGGCUGGCUCUAGUGGGCCGACUUCGGCGUCGUGCGCAGAUCCUUCGAGCGGCACAGGUGUGCCACAACCGGCUGGCGAUGAGGACAGUGACGACGGGGACCGCGGCAACACCGCUGAUGCGCCCGAUGCACCGAUUCUUCGCCUCCUUGACGACGCGCUCAAGAUGCCCUUUACCGUUUUCACCUCUCCACAAAAGGACAAACUGCUCAGUCUCUACUGGACCGUUCUCAGGACCGACGACUCUGCAGGUGUGAACGCCGGCAACGGCACCACGCUCACCUCCGCCGCCACCCUCACGCUCUCACUUGUGGAUAUUGUAGACACCGGCAAGAACAAGGCGCAACUCUCCCUCUUCACGGAUGAAGGUGAGGAGUACCCGCAGGAAGUGCUCGUUUCGGAUGCCAGCAUGCUGAAGCAUCUGAGGACAGCGCUUGACAAUGGCAGUGCCGUUUCGGUGACCGUACAGGAGAACGAGACUGGCGCGUCACUUGUAUCCUUUAGUGUCGACGACGAGUGA